GAAUGCCCAGGAGAUACAGAUGGCUCAUUGCUAUUCUACAGGCCGUCCCGUGCCUCUCCGUCUUCCUCCCACUGCUCCAAGUUCUGAGUGCGGCGAAGGGUCAACGAAGAAACGACUAUGGACUCCUUCCUGCUCCAGAAACGAGUAUCAUUUAGGAACUAAAAGAAAUGUAGAAAAGGUUUGAAUAUUAAAACGAUGGCUCUCAGGAGGCAGUCCUCAGCCAGAGAGGGGACUUGUGAGGACUGAGAAUGGUUUAUAGACCCUAUCUAGGGGUUCAGGGACAACCCAUUGAGUCAGGACAAAAAAACACCAUUUUCCCCUCUAGCUUUUUCAAUCUGUGUCACUUUUUGCCAGCACUCAUGGUGGCACAUGGCCAGGAUGGCAGAGCAAGUGCCCAACAAGCAAGCCCUCUUCCUCUGGGGUUGGGGAGGGGGCUAGCAGGUGGGACGGAGGUGCUGCCAGGGAACCAUGGCUGGCCCAGGAGUUUCUCUUCCCUUCUGUGCUCUGGAACCAAGAAGGUGAGGGAUGGACACAUAAGAAAAAAAUGUCAUCUCAUUGGUGACUUAGCACAACUAGAUAGAAAUGGAACUGCUCAGAUUAUCUUGAGGGGUGCCAUCUGUCCCUGAUGUGCCUUUUGGCAUUGGCCUCCUACAGUGUCUGAAACUUCAGUCCUCUUAAAUUCAGGACAGAGUGUGAUACAGAGGCCUAUGUCACAAUGCAUAUUUGUUACCCAGGAGAGUUCAUGGGUUGCUUAACAAGGAUGUCCCCUCUUCCAGAGUGCUCUCAUGUGGUACUUGAUGUCAAUUACUGUUAGGGUAGCUCUGGUUCCGAGCAACCUGGUAAGUUUGUGCAUUACCCCAACAUUCCCUUUUGCUGCUCCUUUGUAGUCAAACAUUUCUCCCAUUCCAACCUAGUGUGACCACGGAUCUAUCCCUAGAGUUUAGCCUUUUCCGGAAUGUCAUAUACAGGAUUAUACAGUAUGUAACCUUUUGGGAGUGGCUUUUAUCACUCAGCAUAAAGCCCUUGAGAUCCAUCUGUGUUGUCAUGGGGAUCAAUAGUUCAUUCCUUUGUACUCUUGACUCCAGCUGUCCUGUAAGGAAGAUUGUCCUAAGGAGCUAUUCAGCACAUCCAUUUACAUCCUAUAGCUGCAGAGAAAUGUACUCUUUAAACAUGUGCCUGGCUAAAAUUCUACUACCAUGGAAGAUGGACAGAAAAAACGGGAAACAGAUUGUAGGAACAAUAUUGAUAAACUAGUUUACCCAGAGGAAGAGCAGGUAGCAAGAGCAUCUCAAAGUCAAAUUAGCCUGAGGGAGAUGGCUCACCCUAUUUUAAGCUAAUUCUAAAAAACAAAAAUGUGAAGGUGCUUUUGUAAGGCAGAACUGAAGCACAGAUUGUUUUCUAUAGGUCCCCUGUGUGCUCAGGCAUCCAUCAUCACACAACCUCCAACUUUCCUGGGUUGGAAGCCCCAUAGUAAAAACAGAAACUGUUCACAAUUAGGGCUCAGGAAUAUGCAGUCAUUGAGGGUGGACUAAAGAUGCCCCAAUGGUGGCCAUUUUGAAAGAAGGUAUUCCAAAAACAAAAACAGAAGUAGAAAGCCAUUCCAAUCUGGAAUCAGAUCUGGGUAUUAAAAGCAGCAGUGUUUUUCAGGUAUAGUGUGAAAUUGUGCCUGAAUAUUUCUCUCCCACCCCAUCACCCAGCUUCUGAUCAUACGCAAUUUCCACUCUCAGUAUAAGGCUAAAUAAAUUAAAAACAACACCACCACACAGGAGGGAAGAGCAAGAAAAAUAUGACUUCAAGUCCUAAUCCUGGAAGGUCCAAACCCUUACUACAGUACAAAACCGUCCCCAAUCCGGCCCCAAAUUAUGGUUGUCAGCCCUUAAAUACCCCCUGACCAUUCAUCUUGCUACAAAUUUUUUGCACUUUUAUCCCCUAGUCUGUAUCUUUGCAGGUGCUAUUCUCUCUGCAUAGAUUGCACUUUGUUGUUGUUGUUUUUUAAGAUUUUAUUUAUUUAUUUGGGGGCGGCAGAGGGAGAGAGAAUCCCAGGCAGAGUCCACCCUGAGCAUGGAGCCCAACUUGGGCUUCAAUCUCAGGACCCUGAGAUCAUGACCUGAGCCCAAAUCAAGAGUCCGAAUCUUAACCAACUGAGCCACCCAGGCGCCCCUUCUUUCUUCUUAAUAUUCUUUUUCAAGUGGACCACUUACAGGACUGUAACUGUCAUAGGCCUUUUCUAACUUUCUCAGCCAUAGUUAACUGCUUCCCGGUUGUACUCAGCUAGUGUCUCGGACGUGACAUAUAGAACAUACUGCAUUGUGUUGUAAUACUUUUACAUUCUGGUUUUUCCUUUGGACCGUGGUUCGUUUGGGGCAGUAACUGUGUCUUAUUUAUAUCUAACAAUGCCUUGCCUAUGGUAGGCAUUAUAGGUUUUUUGAGUGUAAGUGUAGACUUGUUCCUGAAGUCUAUUUUAUCAUAUUCUUGUAAUCUCCAGUCUUCUCUGAAGCUCUAGCUCAGUGGUUCUUAGCUCUAGCAGCACAUUAGAAUCACCUGAAGAUCUUUGUAACCUCUCUCCUCAGUGGACCCCACGUAUCAAUGUGUCCAAAGCUUUUCAGGUGAUUCCGACAUGCAGCCAAGGAUGAGAAUGCCUACGAUGUCUCCAACUAGGGAGGGCCCUUCCCGCAAUACCAAGGCAGACGGACUGGUGUGCCCUCAAACUGUCGGUAUCCUGGGCUUUCCUCUUCCGGCGCAAAAACGUGCACGUACCCUGCCUCAGGCCCAGCCUCGUCCUAGAACCGAAUUCUGCGUUUCUCCGGCCCAAAUUUCAGAAUCAAUUCCCUGAAAGUGGACAAGCUGAAGCAGAAAAAAAGCCUCUUCAAAGUGCCAGGAGACUCGUCGUUCUCGGUCUUUCGGGCGGUGAAAACCAAGGGUAGGGACCGGCCCCAAAGAUCAGACACAUUUCCUUCGGACGGCCCUUCCAUCGGAGGACUGGACCGUGACAUCACACGUAGGCCGUACUUCCAGGGUCCGAUAAGUCUCCCAUACAUCCACCAACGUUCCCUCACUCGGCUACAGCAACUGGAACGCUGUGACCGACCCGCUUUGGAGCCGUCAGCCCCUUUCCGAGAAGCGUGCGCGUGCGCAGAAUUUCAUACGUCAUAUUGGAGCGCGCCGACCGCUGAGACUUCUGGGGAAUGGAGUCUGUGAAAAGGCCGAACAUUAUUGGGAGCGCAGACGUCAGAGCCUUCGCGCAGGCGCAUUACUUUCCCGACCUGACGAGGCGCCGUCUUCCUGGGUCCCGAGCACUCUGUGCCGGAGGACUCUGCCCUUUUCUACAAGGAGAGCACACAGGAGGAAUGGCUGCUGUGUCUCCGACUGCCAGGUGCCAGGAAUCAGUGACAUUCGAGGAUGUGGCCGUGAUUUUCACAGAUGAAGAGUGGAGGCAUCUAGUCCCUAUUCAGAGGGACCUCUACAAGGAGGUGAUGCUGGAAAACUAUAAGAGCAUUGUCUCAUUGGGACUUCCAGUUCCUCGACCUGAUGUCAUUUUUCAGUUGAAGAGAGGGGAUGAGCCUUGGAUAGUUGAUCUUCAUGGAUCUGAGGAGAGAGAAUGUCCAGAGAAUGUCUCUCUAGACUGGGAGACUAAGCUUGAGAUUCACGGUGCUUCAGAAGAAGAAGAAUCAGAAGGAACAGUGAGGGGAAAGCUUGGAGAAGUUCCUGUGUGUCCUAAAUUUGAAGUUCAUGCACUGGAGGGUGAGUCGGAAGCAGGAAAGGAGAGCCCUGCCGUCCAGACCUGCAAGAAGUCCCUUUCCCAGAAGGAAAGCUUGCAGCAAGGGUCUACCCCUCUCAAGAAAAUUCUCACUAAAGAGAGAGACCAGGAAUGCAGCCACUGUGGGAAGACCUUUUUUGACCACUCAUCCCUUAUCCGCCACCAGAGGACUCACACUGGAGAGAAGCCCUAUGACUGUCACGAGUGUGGGAAGGCCUUCAGUCACAGGAGCAGUCUCAGUAGACAUCUGAUGUCUCACACUGGGGAGAGCCCCUACGAAUGCAACGCGUGUGGGAAGGCCUUUUUUGACCGUUCGUCCCUAACUGUCCAUCAGCGAAUUCAUACUGGAGAGAAGCCCUUUAAAUGCAGCGAGUGUGGGAAAGCCUUCUUUGACCGUUCAUCCCUAACCCGACACCAGAGAAUCCAUACCGGAGAAAGCCCUUAUGAAUGUAAUCAGUGUGGGAAAGCCUUUAGCCAGAAAAGUAUUCUUACUCGACAUCAGCUCAUCCACACUGGCAGGAAGCCUUAUGAAUGUAAUGAGUGUGGGAAAGCCUUCUAUGGUGUCUCAUCCCUGAACAGACAUCAGAAAGCUCACACUGGAGAGCCGCACUAUCAGUGCAGUGAGUGUGGGAAAGCUUUCUUUGACCGCUCAUCCCUUACACAGCAUCAGAAGAUUCACACUGGAGACAAGCCAUAUGAGUGCACCGAAUGUGGGAAAGCCUUUAGCCAGAGAUGCCGGCUUACGCGACAUCAGAGAGUGCAUACAGGAGAGAAACCCUUUGAAUGCAGCGUGUGUGGGAAAGUGUUCAGUUCUAAAUCGUCUGUUAUUCAGCAUCAACGGCGUUACGCCAAACAAGGAAUAGACUGAGUUGGUGAAAGCUUUAGUCAAAGGACCUCCAUAGAAACUCAAGAUAGGUCUUCCCCGUCAUAAGCAAAUCCAUCCUUUGAGCAUUCUACCUAUUCUGGCUACUAAUCUCCUUUUCCAUCUCUGCUACACAGUGUGAAUAAACAUUCUCUACCUACUGUGUUAGAGAACUGACGUGGGAUGCCGGAAGUUAGGAUGUGACUCUAAAGGGCCAACAUUUUGCGGAAGUUUGUCAGACAACAGGAUAAAUAUUAGGAGGUGAUCCUCAGACACACCUCUUGUCUGAGGGCCCACGUAUCACUGCACUUUAAUAACUGGAGGCUUGAACAGGAGGGAAGGCAAAAUUGGAGCAGCCCUGUUGUUUCCAGAACAGUUCUUUUUAUUGCUGUGUCCCUUUCUCUGGGAGCUUUUUUGGGCACCAACCUUGUUCUUUGUGUCCCAGCUUUUAGGUCCCUCCUACUACUAAUUAGCACUUACUGAGUGCUUAUUAUGGGGUAAGCACUCAGCGGAGAGUUUGGGAAAGAGUAGAUUAUUUGGUCCUCUCACCAACCCUAUGAAGUAGAAGUAGGUACUGUUACUAUCCUCAUUUUACAGGUGAGCAAACUGAAGUUUAUAGGUGUUAAAUAAUUUGCCCAAAGUGACACAGCUAGUAAAAGGUGAAGCUAAUCCUUGAAUACAAGUCUACCUUCAAAGUCUGUUCUCUUAACCAUUAUGCUAUAUGGUUAGUUUAAUAAUUUAUGUACAUGUAUUAUCUCCUCAACUAGAUUGUAAGCACUUGGAGGCAUGACUUAUGUGUCUUUGCAUCUCACACAGUGCCUUGCACAUAAUAGGUGCCCAAUAAAUAUUUAUCUGAAUUAA
Mirounga angustirostris (Northern elephant seal) is the source of this 5480-nucleotide messenger RNA. RefSeq names its product zinc finger protein 2 (gene ZNF2). Gene Ontology annotation, biological process: regulation of DNA-templated transcription. Lineage: Eukaryota; Metazoa; Chordata; Mammalia; Carnivora; Phocidae. The record is from RefSeq and is a predicted model, not a curated record. The coding region runs from base 3186 to 4625 and encodes 479 amino acids. The transcript has 5 exons.